CCAGCAGGCAGCCCGACGCUGAUGGUUCUUGUCAUGCACUACAGCUUUCCUUUGACACAGUUUUAGAGUUGUUUACUAUCUGAGCAAGCACCUGACACGGGUGACUUUUUCUUCCUUUUUUCUCCUCGCGUUCCCCUGGGUAAGAUGGAAGUAGAAAAUGAAGCCCACUGUUGCCCUGGCAGCUCACCAGGCGGGUCCAGAGAGUACAAGGUGGUAAUGCUGGGCGCAGGGGGCGUUGGUAAAAGCGCAGUGACAAUGCAGUUUAUAAGCCACCAGUUUCCAGAUUAUCAUGACCCCACGAUCGAAGAUGCUUACAAAACCCAGGUGAGGAUUGACAAUGAGCCUGCUUACUUAGACAUCUUGGACACUGCUGGUCAGGCAGAGUUCACAGCCAUGCGAGAGCAGUACAUGCGUGGGGGUGAGGGCUUCAUCAUCUGCUACUCUGUCAUUGACCGCCAGUCAUUCCAGGAGGCUGCCAAGCUCAAGGAACUUAUUUUCCAGGUCCGUCACACCUAUGAAAUUCCCCUUGUCUUGGUGGGUAACAAAAUUGACCUGGAACAAUUCUGCCAGGUCUCUACAGAAGAAGGCAUGAAUCUUGCUCGAGAAUACAACUGUCCCUUCUUUGAGACUUCUGCAGCCCUCCGAUUCGGUAUUGAUGAUGCUUUUCAAGGCUUAGUGCGAGAAAUUCGCAGGAAGGAAUCCAUGCUAUCCUCCAUGGAAAAGAAAUUAAAGAGGAAGGACAGCCUGUGGAAGAAGAUAAAAGCCUCACUGAAGAAGAAGAGAGAAACCAUGACAUGACACUUUGCUUCUUGCCUAUCCUGUCUCUCUUUCUGGAUUUUAUCAACCAGGCAAUUGUUCCUCUCCUUCCCUGCUCCCCAACUCUCAAUAUCUACCUGCAGGCAAACAUUAGACUUCUAUAACUGUGUGUCUUGAGAUAGUUUUAUUUUGCCUUUAACAGCUGGAUAGAUUUUGUCAAUCAACUGGAUAAUGCUAUUUAGAUUUUACAAUAUAUUACCAAAUAAAAUUAACAUUCCAAUUGCCUCAUUUUCCUGUAAAGAGUUGCUUCAUUUCGUAUGCUGUCUGGUUAUAAAGAAAAUAUGCAAACUUGUAGCUGGGAUGAUAAAAGGCUUAGGGGAUCUGCUUUUGCCUGAUAGCUCUGGCUGUUUGCACUUCACAAAUCUGUAAAUAAUGAAGAGGCUGAAAGGGUUCAAAACAAAAGGCCUAGACCUGGUCUUCUCUUAAGUGGAAGAGUUUUGGUAUUUCUUCUUGAGUCCUCUAUAGGUGGGCAUUUGAAAUGUGAUUGAUAAUAUAAACUGAUGGGUUGUUGAAGAGCAAAAAUGAUAUGCCCCCAUAGUCACAGUGCUCAGCCUGUCAUACACUUUUAAAGAAUUAUCGCAAUGAAUUUAUUGUGAAGAAAGAAUGUGGUUCCUGCGGUGGGAAGACAGAAACUAUAUGAACUCGCCCAAGGAAGGAGCUGUGACCCUCUCAGCGAAUUCCUCUUAGGAUUGGUUCACCUGCAUAGUGGCCAUCUGUCUGCAGGGAUGUACCUCGGCAAAGCAAAUGUUCUAUUCAUAUUACUAAAUUCCCUGUCUCAUUUUCCUUGAAAAACUUCAAGAAGCUGUCAUCGGAAGUGCUGUUGUUAUUUGUCUUACAGUGGUUCAUUGUGUGAAAUAAAAUCUCCC
Microtus ochrogaster (prairie vole) is the source of this 1682-nucleotide messenger RNA. RefSeq names its product Ras like without CAAX 2 (gene Rit2). The record is from RefSeq and is a predicted model, not a curated record. Gene Ontology annotation, biological process: signal transduction. Gene Ontology annotation, molecular function: GTPase activity; GTP binding. NCBI's taxonomy places the organism in Eukaryota, Metazoa, Chordata, Mammalia, Rodentia, Cricetidae. Gene Ontology annotation, cellular component: membrane.